Molecule: messenger RNA, 3245 nt
Organism: Lolium rigidum
Lineage: Eukaryota; Viridiplantae; Streptophyta; Magnoliopsida; Poales; Poaceae
Product: protein CHROMATIN REMODELING 35-like
Exons: 6
Coding region: 18-2891 (957 amino acids)
Biological process (GO): gene silencing by siRNA-directed DNA methylation
Molecular function (GO): ATP-dependent chromatin remodeler activity; ATP binding
Source: RefSeq, a predicted model, not a curated record
CGCCGUCGCCGGCGGCCAUGGACGCCGCCCCCAGCGAAGACUCCCCAGCGGCGUCCUCUGGCAUGUACUACCGGAGAAAAAAGAAGGCUCCUGACCCCGUCGGUGCUCUUUCACUUCCGGCUGCAAGUAUGGGUCGCAUAUGGGGAUGCGGCAGUGUUAGCAAGGAGGUGGAAAGUUCGUAUGCUCGGAGGCUCCAAUUGCUAAGUUUCCUUUCCACUACUCUGCCUGACCCCACCGGGAGUCACGUGGCGGGUGCUGCAACUAAUUCGACCGAGAGCCCCGUCAGCCAAGAACAGGGGAAUAGCAAAGUGGUAAUAAAUCUUGAUUCAGAUGAUGAAGAUGAAAGCAUUGCAGCGUGCAAGCAACCGGCACCUGAGAAGAGCAAUCAGCUCACGCCUGAGGAAAACAAGCUGCUGAUGCCAUCAGAGCAUGCUGGUACUCUCACGACAUGGCUGGCAACCGAAGCAAAUGAUGAACCAAGUGAGACCAAGCGUGAUGGUGAUGGAGGCCAAACCAGUCAAAUUGUUCCGUAUUGUCAGAGUGCAGCUAUAGUGAAUCAGUAUCCUUUGCCCAGUUAUCAACCGUCAGUGCAGUUUGAGAGAGUUAUAUUGCAGAGAAGACCUGAGGAGGAACGUAUCCAAGAUCUGGCUGUUGCUACCCGUGUGGAGAAGAUAGCAGAAACACAAGUUUUCCCUGCUCUUCCUAAGGAGAGAAAACAAAAGAAAAUUGACCCAAGCUCCCAGCUAGAUGGGGAUGCUGAAACUACGCCAAGAAAAAGAAAAGGAAAAAACAAUGCGAAUCCAGCGGUAUUGGGUUUUCCCUCGGAAACUUGCAAUCCUGUGGAGGAAGAUGAGCCUAUGGAGGAAGAUGAGCCUAUGGAGGAAGAGGAUAAAUCAGAAAAAGAAAGUGAUGGUCUCGAGGAUUUUUGGAAUGACUUCUCAUUGGCUGUAGAAAGCUCUAAGCUUGACACUGUUGAAGAAGUAGCCAAUGAGAAAGAAGUGGGUGAAAAAGAGGUGGACACUGACUGCAAUCAUGACAUACAGAUUCAUGAUGAUCUGGGUCAUGUAUGCCGCGUCUGCGGUAUGAUUGUGAGAAGGGCUGACACGAUCAUUGAUUAUCAGUGGAAAAAGGCAUCAAGGUCAAGAUCUUAUUUCUCUGAAACACGUUCAAAGGAUCCUGACGAGAUUGUCAUUGGUGAUGUUAGAGUCGCUGAAGAACUUCUUGUGUUAGACAUUGCCAUUCAUCCAAGACAUGCAAAGCAAAUGAGACCACAUCAGUUGGCAGGUUUCCACUUUCUGGUUAAGAAUUUAGUCUCUGACAAACCAGGAGGUUGCAUUCUAGCUCAUGCCCCUGGUUCGGGGAAGACAUUCAUGCUCAUUAGCUUCAUUCAGAGCUUCCUGGCAAAGUACCCUUCUGCAAGGCCUCUUGUUAUACUUCCUAAAGGUAUAUUAGGUACAUGGAAGAGGGAAUUUCAACAGUGGCAAGUGGAGGACAUACCACUGUAUGAUUUCUAUUCUGUCAAGGCUGACAAGAGAACAGAUCAAUUGGAAAUCCUCAAAGCUUGGCAAGCCAAACUGAGUAUCUUGCUUGUCGGAUACAAGCAGUUCUCCCGGAUCAUUUGCAGUGAUGGGGGUGGCACCGUCGCAGCUGCAUGCCGUGACAUGUUGCUUCAGGUCCCUAACCUACUGAUAAUGGAUGAGGGCCACACACCUAGGAAUCGGGAGACUGAUGUGCUCGAAUCACUGAGCAGAGUACUAACUCCACGUAAGGUGGUCCUAUCUGGUACACUGUUCCAAAAUCAUGUCUCGGAAGUGUUCAACAUCUUGAACCUUGUACGCCCGAAGUUUCUCAAGACUGAAUCAUCUCGUCCUAUCGUUAAACGUAUAAUGAGUCAAGUAGCCAUAUCAGGUGGCAGGAUUUCAAAACCAGGUGCUGAUAAUGCCUUCACUGACUCAGUAGAACACACCCUGAUGGUGCAUGAUGAGAACUUCACGAGAAAAGCACAUGUCAUUAGAAGUCUCAGAGAACUAACCAAAGACGUGCUUCACUACUACAAGGGUGAUAUCUUAGAUGAUCUACCUGGCCUAGUAGACUUCAGUGUCUUCCUGAAACUCGCUCCCAAGCAGAAAGAACUCGUUCAUAAGUUGGGAGCCUAUGAGAUAUUUAAAAAAGGCGCAGUAGGAACUGCACUAUACAUGCAUCCUUGUCUGUCAGAAAUGUCAGAAGCUGCUGCUGCAGAAAGGGCUGUCAACGAUGCAACUAUUGAUAGUUUGGUCCAGUCCAUGAAUGUGACAGACGGUGUGAAGGCCAGAUUUUUCAUCAAUAUCCUGGCACUUGCAAAUUCUGCAGGAGAGAAGGUGCUUGCUUUCGGUUCAUACAUACUUCCCAUGAAAUUCUUGGAAAGGCUACUGGUCAAGACAAGGGGCUGGCAUGUAGGAAAGGAGAUCUUUGUGAUCUCCGGUGAUACUAGUCAAGAAGAUAGAGAAGUGGCAAUGGAUCAGUUCAACAACUCCGCCGACGCAAGAGUUCUGUUUGGUUCCAUCAGGGCAUGCGGGGAGGGCAUCUCCCUCGUGGGUGCAUCGAGAGUUGUCAUCCUAGAUGUCCACGUGAACCCGUCCGUUACCCGUCAAGCGAUUGGGCGGGCUUUCAGGCCUGGGCAGCAGAAGAAAGUGUUUGUGUACAGGCUCGUAGCCGCCGAUUCUCCGGAGGAAGGCGACCAUGAGAAGGCGUUCAAAAAAGAAGUCAUACCGAAGCUGUGGUUCGAAUGGAGCGAGCAGCACUGCACGUCAGAGGACUUCAAACUGAACAAACUUGAGAUUGAUGACUGCGAAGACGAGCUGCUGGACAACAAUGCGAUGCGCCAGGACAUCAAGGCUCUGUAUAGAAGGUGAAAGCAGGCAGAGGCAGGCUGUUAUGCACCAUGUACAUUGCUCUGAAGGUGUUACAGUUGCUCCUCCGUUGUGAUGGAAAUACCAGGAGUUUGCUGCCAGCAAGGGUUUUCUGUCCAUCUUGCCAUUUUCCUACCCAUGUUUAUGUGGUGACUUGCUCUGUAGCAUGUGCCGACUCUGGACGUUAAUUAGCUAGAGAACCAAUCCUCAUCGCGUUUCUUGUUCCAGACUUCCAGGAUUAGCAGCUAUGCGUGAACACCUUAUCGUGAAACAGUAACCAAAUAAUAUUACUGUUCUUGAUGUCACCCUUGGGUUGGACCUCUUUGUAGGGUUAAAAGUGUUUGCUGCAAACACAAA